This is a messenger RNA of Clupea harengus (Atlantic herring), 2697 nucleotides long. It is a transcript of the gene hcar2, whose product is annotated as hydroxycarboxylic acid receptor 2-. Gene Ontology annotation, cellular component: plasma membrane. The record is from RefSeq and is a predicted model, not a curated record. Gene Ontology annotation, molecular function: G protein-coupled receptor activity. Gene Ontology annotation, biological process: phospholipase C-activating G protein-coupled receptor signaling pathway; positive regulation of Rho protein signal transduction. Lineage: Eukaryota; Metazoa; Chordata; Actinopteri; Clupeiformes; Clupeidae.
UUCACUGAAAAUGUAACAUUUUUAAUUGAAGGGAUUACUAUAUCUUUCCAACAACAAAAAACAAGGGAAGAAAUUGAAGAUUUUCCUUAAAUGUCUUUAUUUCCUCUCAUUUUUGCAAAAUAAUAAUUCCUUCAUCCUUAUUUCAGCUUGAAUUCAUUGGACGGGAAGCUACGAAGGGUUUCCUUUGUGCAGCGCAGUCAUGAGCGCCCUCUUUAUCAACUCCACCCUGCUCCUCAUACACCGACCAUCCAACGCAUCUGUGGUGGUACUGACAGUGUUCGAGGGGUGCAAGGAUAAGCCUGAGGUCCUGCUGUUUUAUUUCUGCCUGCAGUUCAUCAACCUGUUCAUGGGCGUCCCGGCCAACGUCAUGGUCCUCUGGCUCAUCCACAAGACCAAGGGGGACUCCUCCACGUCAGACAUCUUCAUCUUGCACCUGGCCGUCCUGGACACUUUCUUUUGCCUUAUCCCGCCUCUGGAGUUCGCCAAUCUCAUGUAUCUGACGGCGGACACCACCUGGUACGUCCUGCGCUUCUUCUACGGAGUGAAGGACUCCUCGCCCCUCUUUCUCUCCUGCAUCUGCAUGGACCGCUACAUGGCCGUGCGCCACCCCAUCACCUUCACCGAGCUCAAGGACCGGAAGCACCGGCCUGUCUGUGCCGCCGUGGUGUGGCUCGUCACACUGGCGUACUCCGCCGCCAAGUGUGUGGGGAACAUCCCAAACUUCGAAAAGGCCUUCACCGUCAUGAUCCUGGCUGCCUUCGUCUUCAUGGUCUUCUGCAAUGUCUCCAUCCUCUGGGCCCUGAGACAAUCAGGGCCCGGACGCGACGAGAUGCACCCGGUCAAGAAGAGGGCCUUCAAGAUGGUGCUCAUCAUCCUGGCCAUCAUUGUCGUCAACUAUUUCCCACCCGUUGCCCUCUUCCCGUUCCAGGAGUACUUUGCAGAUGACGUGUUCCGCUGCUACAUCCACUACAUCGCCUUCGGCUUCAUGGACAUCAGCAGCAGCAUUCAGCCGGUGCUCUACCUCUCCAAGGUGAAGCUGGCUAUUCCCUCAUGCAGAAAUAAAGCCUGCUGCUGCUGUACUGUGACUGGUGAAAUGCAGGUGAGCACAUAAGGAUACGUUCAGGUCCACGUAAUCAAUAUAAUAUAAUGAAAGAACAAGUCAUAGUCUCUUUUCAAUAGAUUUGUGCUAAUUUUGUGGUGGUAAUGUGAUAUGGUUUAGUCACCUCCACUUGGGGGACUGGGUGAGCUCCAUUUACUGCAAUUUACUCCAAACUCAUGCUUGACACUUUUGGUGUUUAUAUAAAUAUUAUGUAUUAUCAUUUAAGUUUUAGAUUUUUUUUGUAUUACACACCCUGUAUACAUAUUAUCUAAAUAUAAAAGAGUCUUGAAAUUGAAAUUGAGCAAAUUACAUAACACUAUUUCUGUAUUAUAUUAAAGAUACUUCUCUCUAUUUCUGUAUUAUAUUAAAGAUACUGACAAGACGGAUUUGUGUGAUAAAGAAACUAAUAUAACAGUUAAAAGAAAAACAGUUCUAAUAGUAUGCUACGUAUGACCAUGGUUUAAUGAACUAUAUCUGUAUGUAUGAGUUGGUACUUUCUGUUUGAUAGACAAAAUGCUGAUCUCCCGACAACAUGGCAUAAAAAGCAUAUUACCUAUUGAAAGUCAAUUGAAACAAUGUUAAACGUUAUGGCCUUUCAUAAAUAAUAAACGUAUGUAUAUUAUAUUUGUUUUUCAUAAGGACACUUAAUUAGGAAAUAAGGGGACUUCCUUAUUGCAGUUUGACACUUCGCUGAAUAUUUUGUGACAAUGUCUCCUUAAUAUGAUAUGUUUUUUUUUUUUACACCUUUCAGUGAUGAAAUAAAAGUACAUUCUAUGUAAUUUACAAGAGCUUGACUAAUGAUACCCUCCUUUUUAAAAUGUAUUCCCUACCUUUCGAUACCUUUCUGAAUAUAGACUUUUAAGUGGUGGUAUAAGGAAAUGUAAAUGUACACUAAACACGGUCUGCAGCAUAGGUAAAGUGACUGCAAAUAACAAUAUCACACAGCUGUAGCCACUCAACAAUGAUAGAUUUCUAACAAGCUGAAAUUGUUCUAAAUCGUAAAAACAGUCUGGUCAUGUGAUGUUUAUUGUACUGUACUGAUGUGCUGUAAUGUCAGAGACCAGAACCUUAUUUAAUUCUUACUUUUUUGAUGUGACGAAGUAGGCAAACAGGAUGUUGCAAUGGCAAAAUGUAUAAUUGCUUUGCAUGUGAAUGGGUAACAGAGAACAGUCUUACACACUACCAUAUAACGGGUGAAACCACUGCCAAGAUUAUUAGAAUUAGUCAAGGGUGCCAAUGCAGUGACACUAAUGAAAUGCCCUGGCCACCACACCACAACGCCAAACAAUCUCGCUGGAACACUGAAUUGGAACACAGCAGCACCUGUGGCAACCUGACCCUCUCCAAGGAGAAGCGGAGUAUUUCCCCCGGGUGAAAAUUAAGGACCCGGCUGCAUCAGUGCAGCCAGUGCUGACCCAGAGGUGAAGGCUCACAGUGAGAGCAUUAGUCAGGCUCAAUAACAGGAGUGUCAUGCAAACGCACAAACAUAACUCAGAUUACGGCAACAGAAUCAUCACCACCGUAUAUUCCAGGUGUAUCACUGCAGCACAGUGUUUGGCACGAAUGUUGGGCACUAUGAUGGUGACUGCAGGGUAUCA